This is a messenger RNA of Symbiodinium pilosum, 867 nucleotides long. The record is from the annotation of a GenBank genome assembly. NCBI's taxonomy places the organism in Eukaryota, Dinophyceae, Suessiales, Symbiodiniaceae.
GAGCUCGCUCAGCGAUUUGAUUUCCCACACUUCAAGCGAGUGGCUCUCGUUGUGGUGGGCGAACCCCCGGAGGCCUUCAAGUCGAAAGUUCACGCAGUCAUCCUUGCGGAGAAGCAGGAGAAGAUGGAUGCUGAAUGGAAAGCUCGUUCCGCAGAGAGGGAGCGGCAGAAGCAGAUCGAGUCUCUGCGGGAAAAGCAGCGAGCUCUUGAGGAAGCACAGCGAAAGUCAGUUGAAGCUGCCAAGGCAGAGGGCCAGACAGAAGGCGGCGAGAAGUCAGAGGUUAAGGAUGAGGAGAUGAAGGAGGAGGGCGCGGAGGUUAAGGAAGAGGCGAAGGAAGAAGCAGAUGCCCAGAUGAAGGAGGAGCCUAAGGAUGAAGAGGCCCCACCAGUUGCUGAGUUGGACGAGGAGGAAUCACGACUCUGGUUUUUGCCACGCACUUGCAGUGACAUGGUCUCGGUGGCCUUCAACAGUACUUUCGCAGACUUCACUUUGCCAGACGAGUCGGAGAACUUCUCCGAGAUCCGAUACGAGUGGGCUGGAGAAGUUGCAAGCAAAGACUACAUGAAGUCCUGGAUGCAGGCCAAGAAGAUCACCACUCGCGUGGAGGACCUCUUCCCGGACGAGAGCUUCACAAACAGAGUCCUGGACUGGCAGCGAGCGCAGGGCGAGUGGCAGUUCAGGCAGAAGGAGUUCAAAGCCGACCCAGUGAAGCAGCAGGCGGCAAACACUCGCAUGGAGAAGGAGAAGAAGUACCUGCACAGGUUGGAGAAUCCCACGCCGCAGGAGGAGCCGGCAGAAGGCGAGGAGAAAGCAAAGGAGGAGAAAGCUGAGGGCGACGACGCCGAGAUGGAGGGCUUCUUGAUUUAG